AUGUCAUCCAUGCUGACCGUGGACCGGUGGCCCCAAAACACGCGGAAGAAGUUCGCUGCGGCUGCUUCUUCUCCCCCAAAACCCUGCUGCCAGAAGGGAAUCGUGGAACUCCUGCGCGAGUCCCUGAAGCCUGUUAACUUUCAGAUCUGUCUGCGUGCUUUGGACUCUCAUGGCUCCCAUGACAAGGGCCGCGGGCUCUACCGCCCCCGCUGUUUUUCCUCCGCUCAGGGAUUUACCUCAAAUAGACCGGAAAUUAUCGAAAUAGACGACGACGAUGAAGACAACGAUGAUCAACCAAUGGGCGACGAGGAAGAUCUAGACACUAAUGAAGAUGAAGACGAGGAUGAAGAAAUGGGGGAGUACGACGAUGACGACGACAACGAGGAGGACGAGGACGAGGAUGACUUCACGGGUAAGACGAAUGGCUUAAAUGGUAGCGAGUCGCCCUUAAAUCUAAUUCCGGCUACAAAUGGUCACAAAGAAGCGCUGAACGUGACUGCCCCCGAACUGUUUACGUCGGCCGGCGCUCAGGAAGCUCUACAUCCCCUUCGCCGCACAGCCGACCGAGUGACACGCCAGAUCGAGGCAUUUGCGGAGAAGCUAGACCGUUUCAAACAGAAGGGAACCCGCCCCGAUGAUUUUGGGAGUUACCAGGCUGCCUACCAGUUGGUGAAAAGCUACCAGACUAUUGCGCAAGAUGCCAUCAACGACAUUUCAAAAGAGAACACCGUGAAGCGAGCGAAGAUGGGGUGGAAGUCGGAUCGAAGCAGCGCAACCACGGCGCACGAUAAGUCCGAGGAGGUGCAACGUCUUCAGCUGGAAGCAAGCACGUGGCAGCUUCUUCUCAACCUCAUCAGUAUCAACGAUCCCCCUAGCAGAGCCAGCACCAAGCAAGCCCAAGAUACCGCCUUCCAAAAACUACAUCGAUAUUCGUCAGAUCGCGAGAUAUGGGAGCAAUUCCUGGAUGCUGACCACUUCGCGCUGGAGUGUGUAGUCAUUAUGAAGUGGCUGGAAUACAAUGCGGCAUCUGCAAACCACGACAUUGACUCCAUUAUCGCUGAGCUAGAGAAGCAGGCCGAAAGGGGACAGGGACUGUGGACUCAUGGCUGGCUCUACACGAAGGAGGCUAUCAAGGGCCAAAAGCGGCUUCGAGCUUGGCCACAACCUCUCGAUCCUAAUGAUCCCGGGAUUACAACCUCUCUACUGAACUCCGAGAAGUCGGAACCGCUGAUCACCCAAUUGGACCCCGACGCCGUUACGCGCCAGAAGCAAAGUCUCCAGAAACAGGACCAGUUUCACAAUCGCGCUACGUGGAUGGCUUGCUGGAAGAUGCUACGUCAGGGGGAGAAUUGGACGGCAAUUCGCGAGUGGGCGCAUGAACGGCUGGAGAACUGGCGCGCUGUCAGUCUUUGUGGAUCGAGCGUGCACAGCAAAGCUCACGGCGAACGCACCCCGGUCGAUGAUGGUGCGACACGUAUGAUGAAUUAUCGAUCGCAAGCCUCAUGGCGGGCCGCCUGCUCAGCGCUGGCCCGAAGCCAGAACGCGGAGGAUUUUGAACGGGCAGUCUAUGCGCUCCUUUGUGGAGAGACCGAGGCAGCUUUCAAGGUCUGUCAGAACUGGGAUGAUUAUCUCUACGUCUACUUCAACAGCGUUGUGCUCUCCCGCUACCAAGGGUUCUGUAAACAAUUUCAACGGAAGCUGAGCUAUUCGCCCACAACCCCCAUUUCGUUCGUGCCCGAACCGGUCGGCUAUGGCGAUGUGAAUAAGUUUGUGCUCUAUACGAAGGGCAACGAACGGGUCGGGGUUGAGGCACGCAACCCUUACCGUACCAUCCAGGCGGCGAUUAUCGGCAAAGGGUACGAUUCAUUCUUUCACUCCCUGGCCAAGGCGGUCUCGCAAGUGGCGGCGAACAAACCGGAGCAAUCUACCUUUAUUCCUGACAUGUCACCGACUGGCGUCGACGACUCCUUACUCAUAACGGCUGAGGACAACGAUGCGGUACGGAUUGCCACACAUCUCUACGUCGUCGUCAACUCCCUGGGCUAUGUACGUGCAGAUUCCCAGUUCUUCGAGCUUGCAUCCGUGAAUGUGAUCGGAUAUAUCGCCAACCUGGAGGAGGCCGGCCUUGUCGACCUGAUCCCAUCCUAUGCGUCUCUUCUACCAUCCCAUAUGGCACACUCUGUCCUAGGCCAGAUCUUGAUUGAGAUCGUCGACCCACGAGUAAGAAAGCUACUGGUCAGGCUCAUGGAGAAGCAAGAUCUUGAUAUUGAGGCUGUGUUACGGGACCAGUGGAAGUGGAUCAGUGCCAGCAUCUCUCCGAUUGAUCAUUCAAGAGCCCGCGUCACGUAUCCCAAGGUGAUUAGCCGCAAGGAUGGGAACCGUGAGCUAGCGCCAGUCAAGAAUGACUUCAUCGGCAACGAUACUGCCGUUGUGGAUGACCGAAUAAUCCGUAGCCUGGAAUGGCUUCGGUAUGUCGAUGGACAAUGGGGCCGCAUCUGCCAUUUGGGUACUCAGUUAUACAAACAAUUCUACCUUGCUGGUAAGCUAUCUGCUGCUCGGGAGCUGAGCCGACGUAUGAGACUGUCCGAGGUCUCGCGCGAGUUAUUCGGGUUUGACCUCACCGAACUCUCCGUUGGUAUUCAAGACGGAGCCGAACAAGUUACUCCCGAGCCCUCCAGUCCGACCAAAUCAAAAAUAUUGGGUUCGUCCCACCGACGCAGUCGGUCAGCGACGAACGGCGUUCCAUCGAGCAGCGAGACCAACAUUCUCAUUCAGCAGUCGCAAACCAUGCAAGACCUGGAACAGCUGAUUCUGGCAUUCGAUGCGGUAGAGAAGUUUGCCGCUGUGUUUGAGAGACUCGAUAAGAAUAGGCGCAGACGCGACUCUGGUACCAUCCAGGAUCUGCAGGAGGAGUUACAGGAGGCCCUGGAUGAUAUUGCGGUGCAUAUCGAUGCGGUGCUGGAUGAAUGGUUGAUUGGUCCCGGGAGCGAGACCGAACGGGCUGAGCUGGAGGAGAUCCGGAACACCUACAUUCCGGAGCUGUUCCUCGAUUAUCACGCUGCUCUAUACUACUCGGCACACGUACAUACGAGCGAAAACCUGGUGCAGUGCAUGAACCUAGCGGUGCAGGUGGCCGAAAACGAGUAUCUGAACCGCACCUUCGUGGCAUCUCGCCGGAUGGCGGAGCUGGUUGAUGCGCUGGCCAUCUCCAGUCGAGCCAUGGUCUACUCGGGUGCCAAACCUGGCAUCAAGCUCCUGGGCGGCGAAUCGCUGGGCAUUUGGAACGUUCACGUGCCUGAGGAGGAGAACGAAUCCAUCGGCAUCCGAGAAGCGCUCUAA
This is a messenger RNA of Aspergillus tanneri, 3339 nucleotides long. RefSeq names its product nucleoporin Nup84/Nup107 family protein (gene NUP84). Gene Ontology annotation, biological process: regulation of DNA-templated transcription; post-transcriptional tethering of RNA polymerase II gene DNA at nuclear periphery; protein import into nucleus. NCBI's taxonomy places the organism in Eukaryota, Fungi, Ascomycota, Eurotiomycetes, Eurotiales, Aspergillaceae. Bases 1 to 3339 code for a protein of 1112 amino acids. Gene Ontology annotation, molecular function: structural constituent of nuclear pore. The record is from RefSeq and is a predicted model, not a curated record. The transcript has 7 exons. Gene Ontology annotation, cellular component: nuclear pore; nuclear pore outer ring.